AUGGAAGUGUUUCAGUUGGGUCAAUGUGACAGGGUGUCAGCCAGGCACUGCCAGGCCAGCCCACAGUGUGACAGGAGCGUGUACUGUAUGUGUGACUCACUGAGCACAGUGACAGGUCCACCUAAAUGUACCAUCCCUCAGGAUAACACGUACACUAAAGCGAAGUCCAAACAGGAGAAGAGAUGUCGCCAGACAGCCAUGGUGGGGCCUUGGUCUCCGUGGCUACGUGGCUGCAGCCUGGAUAAAUUAUUUAGCAGCUAUCAGACUCCCUGGCAGCAGAGCAGAGCCAGUCCCAAAAACACACAGACUCAGGACGUCAUGUGUCACAAGGCCUUCUCCACCCAGCAGCCUUUAGCCCUACAACACCUGCAGCAUCAGGAGAACGCGGUGGAGGGAGAUGCCUGCUACUACCAUUGUGUGCUGUGUAACUACUCCACCAAGGCCAAGCUCAACCUGGUCCAGCAUGUGCGCUCCAUGAAGCACCAGCGCAGCGAGAGCCUGAGGAAGCUCCAGCGCCUGCAGAAGGGCCUGCCUGAGGAUGACGAGGAGCUCAGCGCCAUCUUCACCAUCCGCAAGUGUCCGUCUGCUGAUGCAGGAGAGCUGAGCGAGGAUGUGGAGGCUGCCAGUGAGACCACCACAGAGCAGGAGGACCAAACCAAAGACAGAGAGAGUGGGGGGGAGAAGGAGCUCACCAAAGGGACAGCAGGAUCCAGCCAGUCAGAGAGGGACCAGACAGACUCCCCGAACCCCUCUAAGAGGCCCUCCUCACGGUCAGGGGCCACAGGGAGCCCCCUCUCCUCCAAGCGUCCCAGGACUGCUGAGAAGAGUGCUGCUGCGGAGCAGAUGUACCAAUGUCCCUACUGCAAGUUCAGCAACACAGACCUGAACCGCCUGAGAAUGCAUGUGAUGACGCAGCACUCUGUCCAGCCCAUGUUCCGCUGCCCACUCUGCCAGGACAUGCUGAACAACAAGAUCCAUCUGCAGUUCCACCUCACACACCUCCACAGCGUGGCGCCCGACUGCGUGGAAAAGCUCAUCGCCACGGUGACGGCAUCAGAGGUUCUGCCAGAAAGCAUGUUCAUACCAGUACCAGGCCCAGACAGAGAUGCACAAAGCAGCACCCCACAGGCCCCGGCGAACUCCAGCUCUGAAGAUAUCAAGAAACAAGCCGAACCAUCAGAUGCUGAGCCUGAGAAAGGGGUCUCACUGCCUACAGAAAUAGCUGAAGCUCGCAAGUCACCUCUGGAGGAUCAGCAGUCUGGAAGGGAAGACACAGGAUUCCUGUGUUGGAAGAAAGGCUGUAACCAGGUCUUCAAGUCCUCUAACUCCCUCCAGGUGCACUUCAAUGAGGUUCACAACAAAAGGCCUCAGCUGCCUGUCUCGGACCGGCAUGUCUACAAGUACCGCUGCAACCAGUGCAGCCUGGCCUUCAAGACGGUGGAGAAACUGCAGCUGCACUCGCAGUACCAUGUCAUCAGAGCAGCCACCAUGUGCUGCCUCUGUCAACGCAGCUUCAGGACCCUGCAGGCCUUGAAGAAACAUUUGGAGACCAGCCACCUAGAGUUGAGUGAGGCUGACAUCCAACAGCUCUAUGGAGGCUUACUGAUGAACGGAGACCUUAUGGUCAUGGGAGAUCCAUCACUUGGAGAGGACCACGGAGGACUGGGAGAAGAUGACAAGGAGGGAGAUGACAGUGACCAAGAGGAGAAGCAAAGCCCAACAGGUAGCGACUCUGGCUCAUUGCUAGAAGAUUUUGGAUCAGAGCCCAAGCGUGCCCUGCCAUUCAGGAAAGGUCCUAACUUUACCAUGGAGAAGUUCCUGGACCCAUCUCGUCCUUUCAAGUGCACAGUGUGCAAAGAGUCAUUCACACAGAAGAACAUCCUUCUGGUUCACUACAACUCUGUCUCACACCUGCACAAGGUCAAGCGGGCCCUACAGGAGUCCACCACUGGUCAACCAGAGCCCACCAGCAGCCCUGACAACAAACCAUUCAAGUGCAGCACUUGCAACGUGGCUUACAGCCAGAGCUCUACUCUAGAGAUCCACAUGCGCUCUGUCCUCCACCAGACCAAGGCCCGAGCAGCCAAGCUUGAAGCAGCAGGAGGAAACACCAGCUCCAGCAGUGGUUCUGGAUUAAGUGGCGGUGGAUCCUCCAUCAGCACUUCAACUCCAAGCCCAAGCCCAGCUACUAACUCACUAACCAGCUCCAGCAACCACAGCUCUUCUGGGGCUCAGACUACACAGACUAUUCUUGGAGGCAACCACAUGAGCCAGUCUCACAGCAUUGAAAGCCUUGGGAACUCCUCGAUGACUUGUCAUCCGUCACCAUCUGAAAACCAUGAAUCAAAAAAGAAGAAAUUUGCAGACAUGCUCUCUGCAAGGGGACAGCAGCACCAGCAGCAGCAGCUUCAGCAGCAACAGCAGCAGCAGUUGGCUCAGGCCCAAGCUCAAGCCCAGGCCCAGCUCCAACAAGAACUCCAGCAACAAGCUGCCCUCAUCCAGUCCCAGCUUUUCAACCCAGCACUUCUUCAGCACUUCCCCAUGACAACUGAUGCUCUUCACUCACUGCAGCAACAACAGCUGCUCUUCCCUUUCUACAUCCCUGGAGCAGAAUUCCAACUGAAUCCAGAGAUGAACCUCAACAGUUCUGCACUUGGCCUGUCAAGCUCCACUGCCAACUCUCUGUUGGAGGACCUGAAGAACUCUGCCCAGCAGGCUCAGGCUCAGAGCUGCCUGCAACAACAGCUGAUGCACCACCACCUUCAGCAGCAGCACCAACAGCAGCAGGCCCAAGCCCAUUCUCAGGCCCAGGGCCAGAUGGCUUUGCUUCAACAGAGUGCCAAUCUACUUCACCAGGCUGAGAAAAAGCAGAAGGCCGCUGCCGCCCAUAAUGAGAAGCAAGAGAGAGAAAGGGAAAUGCAAAGAGAAAAAGACUUAAGAGAGAAAAUUGAGGAACAUGUCACAAAAGACAGCUCUGACAACAAGUCAAACGAAAAAAAGGAUAUGCAACAGACUGCAAUGAACUCCAACCACGAUCCUGGCUUUCCUCCACCAAGGAUUGCUUCAGAUGCUCGUGGAAAUGCCACUAAAGCCCUUCUGGAGAACUUUGGGUUUGAGCUAGUGAUUCAAUACAAUGAAAACAAGCAGAAAGCUCAGAAGAAGCCAGUGGGGCCUGGACCAGCUGGAACAAGCACGCCUGGUGGGAUCACGAGAGUGGUGGACCCCAUCGAGGGAUUGGAGAAGCUGGAAUGUGAGGCCUGUGGAAAACUAUUUUCCAACAUACUGAUUCUGAAGAGUCAUCAGGAGCACAUCCAUCAGGCCUUCUUCCCAUUCCGCUCCCUGGAGAGAUUUGCCAAGGAAUACAGAGAGCAGUAUGACAAACUGUAUCCACUCAGACCCCAGACACCAGAGGCUGCUCCUCCUGCUCCUCCACCUCCUCCUCCUCCUCCUCCUCCUCCUCCACCUCCACCCCCUCCACAGAGAGCCCCAACACCAAAUAUUCCUGUCUCUGCUCCCUCCAUCACACCCCCAACUGUGUCGACCCCACAGCCUCCUGUUCAAAUGGCUCAAAUGUCCAUGCCAAUGGAUAUGCCCCUCUUCUCACCACUCAUGAUGCAGUCACUGUCUCUACAGUCUAUGCCAUCUCAAAUGCAAUCCCAGAUGUCAUCUGUGGAGUCACAGUCACUGGCUAAUGAUCUGGCCCAGCUUUACCAACAGCAACUUACACCAGCCAUGCUACAGCAGCAGCAGAAUAAGAGGCCCAGGACACGUAUCACUGAUGACCAGCUUAGGGUCCUUCGGCAGUACUUUGACAUCAACAACUCCCCCAAUGAGGAGCAGAUUAAGGAGAUGGCAGAUAAGUCAGGGCUGCCCCAGAAAGUCAUCAAACACUGGUUCCGCAACACCCUCUUCAAAGAGCGCCAGCGCAACAAAGACUCACCCUACAACUUCAACAACCCACCCAUUACCACUAUGGAGGAUACCAAAAUUGACUCUAAACCCCCUUCCCCUGAGCCUCAAAGACAGGAAUGUUAUGGGAGUAAAAGAUCCUCAAGAACAAGGUUUACAGACUACCAACUGAGGGUGCUUCAGGACUUCUUUGAUGCUAACGCCUACCCCAAAGAUGAUGAAUUUGAACAGCUCUCCAACCUUCUGAGCCUCCCCACCCGUGUCAUUGUGGUGUGGUUCCAAAAUGCUCGUCAGAAGGCACGCAAGAAUUAUGAAAACCAGGGGGAUGGAAGUAAAGAUGGUGAACGAAGAGAACUGUCCAAUGACCGUUACAUUCGCACCACCAACCUGAACUACCAGUGCAAGAAAUGCAGUCUGGUUUUCCAGCGCAUAUUUGACCUCAUAAAGCACCAAAAGAAGCUGUGUUACAAAGAUGAAGACGAUGACGGGCAAUACGACAGCCAAAAUGAGGACUCUAUGGAUCUUUCUCAUGAAUACUACACCCCCUCUGGGUCCUCCUGUCACACCCCUAUGCCUUCCUCCUCAAGCCUCUGCCCUCUCCCUCCCUCCACCUCAGCUUUCUCCCACCUCUCAUCCUCUGAGAAGGAGGAAGCCUCACCAGCUAACACAUCAAACUCUUAUGAUGAGAAGCCCAAACAUUUGGCUGAAAUGUCCUCAGAUCCACGUGAGCAUCAGACCACCAUCAAACAGGAGACUGUGCAUCAGCCCCAAUCUGAGACUCAACAUCAGAGAAGAGAAGCACGAGAUGAGAAGCCACAAACAGCCCCAAAGAUAAACAAGCAUUCUUCUCCUUCCCUCUCUCAGCAGCAACGUGAGUGUGGUCCCUCAGCCUCUCAGACAAACCAGGCUGAGAGAGCUUCUCAGAGCUCCCACAUGGGCCUCAACCCUCACAUGAGCUCUGCAUCACAGCAACAGCUGGCACAGCAAAUGAUUCAAUACCAGUGUGAGCAGUGCAAGCUUGGCUUCCCAUCCUUUGAGCACUGGCAGGAACACCAGCAACUCCACUUCCUCUCUGUACAAAACCAAUUCAUCCACCCUCAGUUCUUGGACCGCCCAAUGGACAUGCCCUUUAUGUUGUUUGAUCCUAGCAAUCCCCUGUUGGCCAGUCAACUCCUCUCUGGGGCCAUGCCACAGAUCCCAAGCAGCUCUGCCACCUCUCCAUCAACACCCACCUCCACCAUGAACUCCCUGAAGAGGAAGUUGGAGGAGAAAGCAGGCACUAGCCCAGGAGAGAAUGACAGCACCAACAGUGGGGAGGAGCCACAAAGAGACAAGCGCCUCAGGACUACCAUCACACCUGAGCAGCUGGAGAUCCUCUAUCAGAAAUACCUGUUGGACUCAAACCCCACUCGAAAAAUGCUUGACCACAUUGCUCAUGAGGUGGGACUGAAGAAGAGGGUAGUGCAAGUUUGGUUCCAAAAUACCAGAGCCAGGGAAAGGAAGGGUCAGUUUCGGGCUGUAGGGCCUGCUCAAGCUCACCGGCGAUGCCCUUUUUGUCGUGCUCUCUUCAAGGCGAAAACUGCACUAGAGGCACAUAUCCGUUCCCGCCAUUGGCAUGAAGCCAAACGUGCUGGUUACAACCUAGCUCUCUCUGGCAUGUUCACUGAGGAAGGGAUGCAAAUGAAGAUGGAUCCUCUGGAUAUCUCCAGCUAUUCCCAGCUUGCACCUUCUAACAAUGAUGGACAAUGCUCCUCUCUGUCACCAGUGAGCAAAAACAUGGACUUGUCUCCAAGGGCCCUUUUGAGCCCUUCAUCCAUUAAAGUUGAAGGAGGAAUGGAGGACUUUGAGAGUCCAUCUAUGUCCUCUGUCAACCUUAGCUUUGACCAGAACAAACUUGAUAAUGACGACUGUUCUUCAGUGAAUACGGCCAUCACAGAUACCACCACUGGUGAUGAGGCCAAUGCUGACAUUGACAGUGCUGAUCAAAAGCAUGGUCAAAAUAGUGGUGAUUAUCUAUCUAAGUCUGUGGGUACAGCCCCCUCCCUUGAAAAUGACGACCAGAUGUCCUCAGGGCUGGUGAGCCCUGCGACAAGCUAUUAUGCUAGAGACUAUGAAAAUGAGAAUAUAAUUGACUACAGUGAGACCUCCAGUCUGGCUGAUCCCUGUUCACCAAGCCCCGGAGCUUCCGGCAGCAGGAGCAUCGACAGUGGAGACCGUCCUGGCCAAAAGCGCUUCCGAACUCAGAUGACUAACCUCCAGCUGAAGCUGCUCAAGUCCUGCUUCAAUGACUACAGGACACCUACCAUGCUGGAGUGUGAGGUACUUGGCAAUGACAUCGGACUUCAAAGGGUGGUUCAGGUGUGGUUCCAGAAUGCUCGCGCCAAGGAGAAAAAGGCCAAGCUCAGCAUGGCUAAGCACUUCGGGAUCAACCACACAUCCUACGAGGGCCCGAAGACGGAGUGCUCUUUGUGCGGUGUCAAGUACAGUGCCCGUCUCUCUGUGCGAGAUCACAUCUUCUCUGCGCAACACAUCACCAAGGUAAAGGACACCAUUGGGAGCCAACUGGACAAGGAGAAGGAGUACUUUGACCCAGCCACUGUCCGUCAGCUAAUGGCCCAGCAGGAGAUGGAUCGCAUCAAGAAAGCCAAUGAGGUCCUGGGACUGGCACAGCAGCAAGCCAUGCAGCAGCAGGGGAUCUUUGAUAGCCCCGCCCUGCAGGCCCUGAACCUUCAGUCUGCCUAUUCAAAUCUGCAAGGGAUGCCCCCUGGACUUCUGCCAGGUGUCGGAAGCACCUCCCUACCUGGCUUUAACUCAUCAAACUCAGCUUUAACUCCUCCCAAACCUCCAAACCUCCUGAACAUGCCUGGUGCCAGUGUUCCUUCACCCAGCCUCCCUACAUCUGGAUUACCCAACAAGCCUCCCUCUUCCUCCUCCUUGGCAUCACCCAGCCCAGCACAGGCCAACACAUCUGUCGCCCACUCCAGCCCUACUUCCACCUCCACCACCACAACAACCCAGUCAGGCUCCCGGCCUGAACACCCCAAAGAGCGUAAUGCUGAGAGGUCAAGAGAGAAGGAGAAGCCCCACCACAAGGAGAAGACAGAGAAGCCCUCAACGCCAUCCUCCACUGGAGGCACCCCAGCCCCAUCCACCUCUGCUGCCAGCGCCAAGAAAGAAAAACAAGAUGCAGCUGUGCCCGCCACCUCCAUGCCCACACCGGGUAUGGAGUAUGUGGUAGACCCUGCCCAGCUCCAGGCCCUGCAGGCUGCCUUGGCAUCAGACCCUACAGCUCUACUGACUAGUCAGUUCCUGCCCUACUUCAUGCCUGGAUUUUCCCCUUAUUACGCCCCGCAAAUACCUGGAGCUCUCCAAGGCGGCUAUCUGCAGCCAAUGUACGGCAUGGAAAGCAUGUUCCCCUACAACCCAACAUUGUCCCAAGCGCUGAUGGGCCUGUCCCCAGGGUCCCUGCUUCAGCACUACCAGCAAUAUCAGCAGAGCCUGCAGGAGGCACUACAGCAGCAGCAGCAGCAGCUUCAGCAGAUCCAGCAACCCAAAGCGAGCCAAACUCCAGUUCUCCUUCAACCCUUGGGGGACCGCAAAGAAUCUGCCAAAGAUCCAGCGAAAACAGAGGAGCAGAAAGGCAACCCCCACCGAGAGACCUCUUCCUCCUCCUCCUCCUCUCACAAUAACCUACCCUCCAAGCAGAACGAGAUGGAUGGCAAAGUUGCAGACCCCCUUCUAGACCAGUACAUCGUCCCCAAGGUGCAGUACAGGCUGGCGUGUCGCAAAUGUCAAGCAGUCUUCAGCAAGGAAGAAGCGGCCAUCAAUCACCUGAAGUCUAUCUGCUUUUUCGGUCAGUCUGUGGCAAACCUGCAAGAGGUGUUGCUGCGUGUCCCCAGUGGCGCAGGUGCAGGGGUGGGCAGCCUCUACGACUGCCUGGCCUGUGACACCACGUUGGAUGGGGACAAAGCGCUUAGUCAACACCUGGAUUCGGCUUUGCACAAACACAGAACAAUCAAGCGAUCAGCCAGAAAUGCCAAAGAGCACGCUACUAGUUUAUUACCUCACUCUUCAGCCUGCUUCCCCGAUCCUAACACCGCAUCUACCUCGCAGUCUGCCACUCAUCUCAUCAGCACCCCCCCUCCCCCGCCAACGACAUCAGCCACCAUGCCGUCCUCCUCUGUCUCUUCAUCCUUGUGCUCCACCUCUGCCACCCCACUCAACACCACAGCUGCCGGCAAACCCUGGCCCCAGGCCCCUUUCUCCAGAGCUUUAGCUGGGAAGCCCAAUGCCACUCCUUCUUCUUCUUCUUCUUCUUUUCCUCCAGUAUCCUCACAUUCAACGGUUACCUCAAGUUCAUUGAGCACCUCAGGAGUUCAGACCUCGAUACCAACAGACGUCUUUACCGACGAGUCUGACUCUGACAGCAGUCAGAAGUCAGCAGACAGGCUGGGCAGGACGGCAGAGGUGCCACAACAGCCCGGCUGUCUCAAAGACAGUAGUAGUUGUAGUAGUAAUCUUGCUAGUGUAGGAACGGACUCCAUCAGAUUGUAAAAGAGCUUUCGAUGAUGGACAAUAUUUUAAAAACGCAAAAGACACAAAAAAAACACAAAUGGGAAAAACAAACAAAAAAGCAGCGAUGUUAAAAUACGUUUAAAAGUAUACAAAACAAUUUCAGAAAAAGAUGUGUAAAGACUAACUGCAAUUCCAAAGCUUGUAACCAAAAAUUUAAAUGUUAGUGGAUUGUUUUCCCAUAUCAACAUGCUGGUUUUCAUUUCUUUCAACUGAAAUAUAUACAUUUAUAUGUAUAAGAAUAGAAAAGAUCACUGCAGUUAAGUUUUGGGUAAUGAUAGAGGAAUGCUGGACUGCCUCAAAGUUGUUAAAUGGCCCAAGAACCCUUUUGACAAAGUCAACAAGCUGUCCCUUGUUUGUGUAAUUAUUUCCACUUAAUAGCACAGUCACAAAAAGCCAGUAUGUACUGUAUGGGAGAAUAGUCUAACAGUUUUCUGCUGUCAAAGCAUUCAAAUACCAAUGGCUUGCAAAAGUAAAAAGAAUAAUGUAAUGUCUAUUUUAUUCUCAGGUCAACAGCUCACAGACUUUUUUCUGUUACAGAAAUUCAUUGUUUUACACCUUUUGUUCCAAACAGGAGAA
This is a messenger RNA of Oncorhynchus masou masou (cherry salmon), 9060 nucleotides long. Its product is annotated as zinc finger homeobox protein 3-like. Gene Ontology annotation, cellular component: nucleus. Gene Ontology annotation, biological process: regulation of transcription by RNA polymerase II; regulation of neuron differentiation. The record is from RefSeq and is a predicted model, not a curated record. Gene Ontology annotation, molecular function: RNA polymerase II cis-regulatory region sequence-specific DNA binding; zinc ion binding; DNA-binding transcription factor activity, RNA polymerase II-specific. NCBI's taxonomy places the organism in Eukaryota, Metazoa, Chordata, Actinopteri, Salmoniformes, Salmonidae.